AUGGCGUGGCUCAAUGAUGGCCUGCCAGGCCUAAACCCUCUCGCCAGAAGGGACUCUAGUACUGAUGCCGCUCCGACGAGUUUGUCGGGCUUCCUCUCGACUCUCAUCCCGGCCCUGAUCGUCGCAGGUGCCAUGGUGCUCGCCUUUAUCAUUCUCCGUCGCAGAUAUCUCCGCAACUAUAUGCCUCGUACUUAUAUGCCAACUUUACGCGACUAUGAGCGAACCCCAGCUUCCCCCACGGGUCUUUUCAACUGGAUCACCUCCAUGUAUACAUUGCCCGACACCUAUGUCCUGCAGCACCACUCUCUGGACGCAUAUUUGUUGUUGCGCUACAUGAAACUGCUCGUAGUAAUGUGCUUCGUUGGCUGCUGCAUCACUUGGCCCAUCUUGUUUCCCAUCAACGCUACUGGCGGCGGAACCGGCGAGCAAUUUAAUAUUCUGGCAAUGGCAAAUGUUAAAAACAAAGCGAGAUACUUUGCUCACGCAUUUGUUGCUUGGAUCUUCUUUGGCUUCGUUUUCUACCUCGUUACGCGCGAGAGUAUUUUCUACAUCAAUCUGCGCCAAGCUUAUGCCUUCUCUCCAGCCUACGCCAAUCGCCUUUCAUCACGAACUGUCAUGUUCUCGUCUGUUCCCAAGGACUACCUUGACGAGCAAAAACUUCGUCGCAUGUUUGGUAUCGAGCGUGUGAAGAAUGUUUGGCUUGCAACCGAUACUAGUGACCUUGACCAAAAAGUCAGUGACAGAGACGGUGCUGCCAUGAAACUGGAGGCCGCUGAGACCAAAUUGAUUAAAUUGGCCAAUGCCGUGCGUCUUAAGGCAUUGAAAAAGGGUGCCAGUGCAGAAGACGAGCAAUUGGGAACCCCUACUUCUGAUUCCGAGUCUGGUUCUGUCGCAGCGCGGUGGGUGAGAGCCAAGGACCGCCCAACUCAUCGCUUGAAGUUUUUGAUCGGAAAGAAGGUCGACACUAUCAAUUGGGCCCGUUCUGAAAUUGAGCGUCUCAACCCAGAGAUUGAGGAAGAGCAGGCCAAGCACCGUGCCGGUGACGCCAAAAAGGUAUCGGCUGUCUUUGUUGAGUUCUACAAUCAGAAUGAUGCUCAAGACGCAUAUCAAUCCGUCGCUCACAACGCUCCCCUCCACAUGGCUCCUCGGUACAUUGGCGUCGACCCAACCCAAGUCAUCUGGUCAAACCUUCGUAUUAUGUGGUGGGAGCGCGUUAUUCGAAACUUCGCUACCAUUGCGUUUAUCUGUGCUCUGAUUAUUUUCUGGGCUAUUCCGGUUGCCUUUGUUGGUUCCAUCUCCAAUAUCGACAGCCUUAUCCAGAAGCUUCCAUGGCUGCAUUUCAUUUUGAGCGUCCCAACUUUUAUCCGUGGUGUCAUCACUGGUUUGCUGCCAUCUGUGCUACUGUCUGUUCUUAUGGCUCUGCUGCCUAUCAUAAUUCGCUUGUGUGCCAAACUCGGUGGUUGCCCGACUGCGGCUGCUGUAGAGCUAUGGACUCAAAAUGCCUAUUUUGGCUUCCAGGUUGUGCAAGUAUUCUUAGUCACAACUAUCUCUUCUGCUGCUUCUGCUGUCGUUGAGGAUAUCAUUGAUGAUCCUACAUCGGCAGCGAGCUUGUUAGCCUCCAAUCUACCCUCGGCCGCAAAUUUCUACGUUUCCUACAUCGUCCUCCAAGGCUUGACAUUUACAGCGGGUGGACUGCUCGGAAUUACAGGUCUCAUUCUUGGCAAAGUUCUGGGCAAAUUGCUUGAUUCAACUCCCCGUAAGAUGUACUCGCGGUGGGCGAAUCUGUCCGGUCUAAGCUGGGGCACCGUGCUACCUCCGAUGUCUCUUCUGGGUCUCAUUGCCAUUGUCUACUCAAUCAUUGCUCCUCUCAUCCUGGGCUUCGCCACAGUUGGUCUUUACCUUUUCUACUUUGCUUUCAGAUACCAGUUGCUUUAUGUAUCGAACGCCAAUAUCGACACUCAAGGAAGGAUCUAUGCUCGUGCUCUUCAGCACCUGCUUGUGGGCUGCUACAUUGGAAUUGUUUGCCUGAUUGGACUGUUUGCAAUUGCCGCUGCUGAUCAGCCGAUUGGCACUGGACCAUUGGUCUUGAUGAUCAUUUUCCUGGUCUUCGCUGUCUUGUACCAUGUGUCUCUCAACGCGGCGCUGGAUCCUUUGCUUAACUAUCUUCCAAAGAAUCUGGAAGCUGAAGAGGAGGCACUCUUGGCUGAAGGCCGCAACAAGCUCGGACCCGCCAUUACGGAAGGUUCUGACGAGGUUGGCGGCACAUCGGCGAAGAACGGUGAUAAUGGUUAUCAUGACGGCAUUGAUAGCGUCGAAAAGGGCAAUCCUAGUCCUGCUGCGUUGCCUGCUCCACACAAGAAACCCAAUUUCUUGGUUAAAUUUCUCCGUCCAGACAAAUAUGCUGACUACGCGACGAUGCGCCGGCUCGUGCCUGAUCAUAUUGAGCCUCCUACAUAUUCUCCGGAAGUUGAGCGUGAUGCGUACUACCAUCCUUCGAUCACUUCGACAGUACCAUUGCUCUGGAUCCCUCAUGACGAAAUUGGUGUAAGCAAGCAAGAAAUUGAGCACACUGGUCGUGUCAUUCCCAUUUCGGAUGAGGACUCUUGGAUUGAUGACAAGGGCAACCUGCAGUGGAACAUUACCCGCGGCCAGCCCCCGAUCUAUCAAGAAAAGGUCUACUACUAA
Talaromyces atroroseus is the source of this 2685-nucleotide messenger RNA. RefSeq lists its product as hypothetical. NCBI's taxonomy places the organism in Eukaryota, Fungi, Ascomycota, Eurotiomycetes, Eurotiales, Trichocomaceae. The record is from RefSeq and is a predicted model, not a curated record. Gene Ontology annotation, molecular function: calcium-activated cation channel activity. The coding region runs from base 1 to 2685 and encodes 894 amino acids. Gene Ontology annotation, cellular component: plasma membrane. The transcript has 4 exons.